UCCUAAAUGUUACAUAAUACCUCCAUUUCAAAUCACUCUGCUCUAGAGUAGCAAUGAAGUCAUGAAAGACCUCUCUCUCCUAACUAUUAAACCACUAGCAAAUUAAGUGCCAUUAGUAACCCUCUUCUCUCAUUCCUCCCCAAGUCUCCACCUCCCUAUCUUUUUCUUCACCAUUUUAAGAAACCAUUCCCAUAUACAUCUUCUUCCUCUCUCUUUAUUCAUCAAAAGAAAUCCAUGGAGAAAAUAACCCUCCUUCUCCUCCUCUCUCCAUUCCUUCUCUUCUCCGCAAGAUCGCAGUCAUUCAUCGGAGUGAACUACGGCGAGGAAGCGGACAACCUCCCAUCACCGGACGCCACCGCACGACUCCUCCAAUCAACAACGAUCUCCAAGCUCCGUCUCUACGCUCCCGACGCCGCCCUUCUCCGAUCCCUCGCCUCCACCGACAUCACCGUCAUCCUCGGCGUUCCCAACUCCGAUCUCCCCACUCUCGCUUCCUCCUCCUCCGCCGCCUCCACCUGGGCCUCCUCCAAUCUUCUCCCUUUCCUCCCUUCGCCUUCAAUCCCCCUCAUCGCUGUCGGCAACGAAGCUCUCAACUCCGGCGAUCCUUCUCUCCCUCCUCUCCUCCUUCCGGCUAUGCAAAACCUUCAAUCAGCCCUCUCCUCCACCGCCCCUCAGAUCAAGAUCUCCACCGUCCAUUCCAUGGCCGUACUCUCCCAAUCCGAUCCCCCCUCCGCCGGCGCCUUCCACUCCGACCUCUCCUCCGUCCUCUCCCCCAUCCUCCACUUCCUCCAAGAUAACGGAUCCCCUUUCAUGAUAAACCCGUACCCGUUUUUCGCUUAUAGAUCCGACACGAGGCCCGAAACCCUCGCCUUUUGCCUAUUCCAACCCAACCCGGGCCGGGUCGACCCGGUUUCGUCACUGACGUAUUCCAACAUGUUUGAUGCGCAGGUGGACGCCAUACGAUCAGCUCUUGAUGCGAUGGGUUUUACGAAUCUCGAGAUCGUCGUGGCGGAGACUGGUUGGCCAUAUAGAGGUGACGCCGAUGAAGUCGGUGCCAGCGUGGAUAAUGCGAAGGCCUUUAAUGGUGGGCUUGUGGCCCAUUUAAGGUCCAUGGUUGGCACGCCUAAGAUGCCUGGCAAGUCCGUGGACACUUAUAUCUUUGCGCUUUAUGAUGAAGACUUGAAGGCCGGGCCCACUUCUGAGAGGUCUUUUGGGCUUUUCCGGCCCGAUUUAACUAUGACUUAUGAUGCCGGGCUCUCUAAGACCACUAACUCCAGCCCGGCAAGCCCUGCAUCGCCGACGGAGAAGCCGGCGUGCGAGACGACGAGCAACGUUAGCUCGAGUUUCUCGUGUGGGCAGGCAAGCGUGGAAUGCAGUGUAACGCUUCCCGGCGGCAGCUGUUUAAUUUCUGAAGCCGCCGGCGUGAAACUCUUAUACUUGAUAACUUCUUCUUGUUUGUUGUUUCAUUUGGUGCUCAUUAGUUAGUGAAUCCGCAGCACUUACUUUGUGCUUUUGUUU
This is a messenger RNA of Dioscorea cayenensis subsp. rotundata (Guinea yam), 1518 nucleotides long. Its product is annotated as glucan endo-1,3-beta-glucosidase 7-like. Gene Ontology annotation, biological process: carbohydrate metabolic process. Gene Ontology annotation, cellular component: plasma membrane. The record is from RefSeq and is a predicted model, not a curated record. NCBI's taxonomy places the organism in Eukaryota, Viridiplantae, Streptophyta, Magnoliopsida, Dioscoreales, Dioscoreaceae. Gene Ontology annotation, molecular function: hydrolase activity, hydrolyzing O-glycosyl compounds.